Abrus precatorius (Indian licorice) is the source of this 1404-nucleotide messenger RNA. Its product is annotated as coumaroyl-CoA:anthocyanidin 3-O-glucoside-6''-O-coumaroyltransferase 1-like. Bases 1 to 1404 code for a protein of 467 amino acids. The transcript has a single exon. The record is from RefSeq and is a predicted model, not a curated record. Lineage: Eukaryota; Viridiplantae; Streptophyta; Magnoliopsida; Fabales; Fabaceae.
AUGGCAGAGCCUAGAGCACAUAAGCUUGUUGAGAAAUCUCAGGUUGGUCCAGCUAUAAGCAAAACCACAUCUCUUCCCCUCACAUUCCUUGAUUUGUCUUUGGCAGGUCCUGUUUAUGUGAGACGUCAAUUCUUCUAUAAGUAUCCGCAUGCCACACACUAUUUUUGUGAAACUACACUCCCUGCUCUCAAACACACUCUCUCUCUUACCCUUAAAUAUUUCUUCCCUCUCGCUGGAAACCUCAUGCGUCCACCACCACCCCACAAACCCUUCAUUCGUUGCACCGAUGAUGACUCUGUCACCUUAACCAUCUUAGAGUCCAAAGCGGAUUUCAACCAUCUUUCUUCCAACCAACCCAAAAAUCUCAAAGAGUUGGAUCACUUGGUUCCCAAGUUGACAUGCACAACUAUCCAUGAAGAAGACACUUUCAUAUUUCCUUUAGUAGCCUUGCAAGUCACGAUUUUUCCCAACCAUGGCUUUUGCAUGGCAAUCACAUAUUGCCACGUGAUGGAUGAUAGGUGUUGUAGUCAUUUCAUGAAGUCUUGGUCUUCCAUUUGUCGAAGCGGCGGCGUUGACCUCACACUUGUUGAGAACUCACCACCGUGCUUUGAUAGGGAAGUGUUGAAGGACCCCAAGGGACUCGAGGCUAUUUUCUUAGGAGACUAUUUUGAAGAGAGGUCAACGUGGAAGGACAAACUCAUUAUUGGUCAAACUCCUAAACGUGCGUGUGAUGAUGGGGACUAUGUUAAGGCAACGAUUGUUUUUGGAAGAGAUGAUAUUGAGAGCCUAAAAACAUGGGUGCUGAAUCACUGGAAGAAAAAGGACGAAUUUAAAGCGCCAAAAUAUCUAUCAAAAUUCGUUGUGACUGGUGCUUUCGUGUGGGCUAGUUUGGUUAAAGCAAGAUAUGGAGAUGAUGAUAAUAAAGAAGAGAUGAAAGAGGAGUACUUUCGUUUUGCAGCAGAUUGUAGAGAUCGUCUUGAUUACCCGAUUCCAGCGACGUACUUCGGAAACUGCUUAACGAAAUGUUAUGCAACUCUGAAGAGAAAGGACCUUAAGGGAGAAGGUGGUUUUGUGAAUGCAAUCAUGGCUAUUGAAAGGGCAAUAACUAGCAUGAAAAGGAAACCUUUGGAAGGUGCUGAAAACUGGAAGACAUUGUUUACAAAGAUGUUUGUGUUGGGAAGUACGUUGUUAGUUACAGGGUCACCUAAGUUCACUGUUUAUGAGACUGAUUUUGGAUUUGGAAGACCUAUCAAAGUUGAGAUGUUACAUUCCUUCAAGUGUAUGUCUCUUGCCGAAAGUACAAAUGAGGAUGGAUUAGAGGUUGGCUUGGUAUUUAGAAGCGGGGAAUUUGAAUAUUUCAUAUCUGUCAUUGAGCAACAACUUGUAGCUUUCAAAUCCCUUUAA